GGUCACGCAAUUAUAAUUGUACGUGGGCCCUUAUUCGGUCGUGUGUACAGUUAGACUGUGCAGUAAUUGUACACAUUCUUGUACCAGUAACCAAUUUUAAUUCGUUCGCCGAACACGGUACAUUCUAUUACACACGCUAAUAAUUAAACAUGAUUUUUAUAUUGAUGCUUUUCCUUCUACUGGGAAAAGUUUCGGCACUGCCGUUUUCCGUGGAAAUCGAAAAACACCGUUUAACAUUAUCCUGGAAUUAUAAUGACGCUAUAAUCGCCUUUGAAGUACGGGCACGUGUCACACCGCGGUCAUGGAUGGCGGUAGGUGCAUCGGACUAUGGUGACUUUGCAUCCGCUGAUUUUUGUGUACUGUGGACGGAUUUGUGGGGACGACAACAUGUGACGGAUACGUACACCGAUAGUAAGGAAAUUAUGCGUGUUGACCAGCAACAAGACUGCCAACUGCAGUCGGUCAACCAAACCCAGUACGAGACAGUAUGGAGGUUCGUUCGCCCAAGAACAUCCUGCGAUAAAAACGAUUAUCAAUACGAGGAAGGUACGACGCACUUACUCGCUCUAAUUGGACCCGGGCACAUCCGGUCGGUGGACGGACUGAACAUUAAGGAUAAUAAAAAGAAGUUGUACAAAAGUAUGCUGCGUAUGAGCAUGUUUCCGCCGUAUCCUGCUCCGGCCGAUGAUGAAACGGAUAUUGCCGGCAUGCGUGAUGUACAAAUCAUGGAAGUAUUGUCCGAUCGCGUGAAGGUACCGGCACGGGAGACAACGUACUGGUGCGUCAUUAAAAAGCUCCCACAUCUCAACACCAAGCAUCACAUUAUUCAGUAUGAAUCGGCCAUUCAAGAAGGUAACGAAGACUUGGUCCACCAUAUCGAAGUUUUCCACUGCGAAAUCCCAACCGGCAUCCACAUCAGCGAAUGGGAGGGUGACUGCGAUGACGGUUCGGCGCCUAAAGACAUGGAUUACUGCAAGCGCGUCAUCGGGGCGUGGGCCAUGGGGGCGCCACCGUUGCGGUAUCCACCGGAAGCCGGUUAUCCGAUCGGCGGCCGGGAAUUCUCUCCCUACGUCCGUAUCGAGAUGCAUUACAAUAACCCCGAAGAGACAGCCGGGCGGAUAGAUUCCUCGGGGAUACGCUUUUACUAUACCACACAACUGCGACCUUUCGAUGCCGGAUGCAUCGAACUGGGAUUGGAGUACACCCCCAAAAUGGCCAUUCCUCCGAGGAUGGAUCACUUCCAGUUGAGCGGGAACUGCAUUGCUGGAUGCACAGAAAAGGGGGUUCCGCCGGACGGUAUAAACGUUUUCGCGUCACAGCUACAUACGCAUCUUACCGGCAUGCGGGUGUGGACGCGACACUUUCGCGACGGUGUUGAACUGCCGGAAUUGGAUCGCGACAAUCACUAUAACACCAUGUUUCAAGAAAUUAGGAAGCUCAAAAAACCAGUGGUUAUUUUGCCUGGAGAUGAGCUGCUAACAACUUGCGAAUUCCGGACACUCGACCGUAGUAACGCAACAUUAGGCGGCUACGCCAUCUCGGACGAGAUGUGCGUCAACUACAUCCACUACUAUCCCCGUACCAACCUGGAAGUGUGCAAAAGCUCCAUCGACACCGACGCGCUGAUGACCUUCUUUGAACAUAUGCGCACGCUGGAUGACGACGAUACCGCGCCAGAGAAGUCGGUGAAUGAAAACUACCAUUCCAUUCGCUGGACGCCAUUGACAGCCUCCGUACUGCGUGACCUGUAUGCUGAAACACCCCUGAGUAUGCAGUGCAACAUGUCGUCGGGUCAUCGAUUCCCGGGAAACUGGAACAAUGCACCGCAGGUUCGGGUGGCGGUACCAUUGCCACCGAAGACCGACGCUUGCGGGAGGAUUUUAAACCAGUAGAGAAGAAAAUAUUAUUGGUGAAUUGGGAAACAUGACAACAUCUUGCCAGUUAUCGAGAAAGUUUACGUAGCAGUUCUAGUACUGCUGGUGAAAUUGGCAAAUAAUUUAAAACAAUCUAUGGCGCGACUUAUUCUAAGCAAUUUUUCAUACAGGUUAGAUUCUAUUUUAAUCCAUUUAUGCAUUAUGUAUGUUGUUUUCAAAGAUAUUAGGUUUUAUUGUCGUGCAUAACAAAACAUCAAAAAUACUGUAUGCCAAAAGUGCAGUACUGCUGCUACUCUAACGCUAAUACUCCACCUAACGUAUACUAGCACUAAUAAAACAAUC
Molecule: messenger RNA, 2216 nt
Organism: Paramacrobiotus metropolitanus
Lineage: Eukaryota; Metazoa; Tardigrada; Eutardigrada; Parachela; Macrobiotidae
Product: dopamine beta-hydroxylase-like
Exons: 5
Coding region: 150-1892 (580 amino acids)
Biological process (GO): dopamine catabolic process; octopamine biosynthetic process; norepinephrine biosynthetic process
Cellular component (GO): secretory granule membrane
Molecular function (GO): copper ion binding; dopamine beta-monooxygenase activity
Source: RefSeq, a predicted model, not a curated record